Oreochromis aureus is the source of this 2030-nucleotide messenger RNA. RefSeq names its product adhesion G-protein coupled receptor G2-like. Gene Ontology annotation, biological process: adenylate cyclase-activating G protein-coupled receptor signaling pathway; cell surface receptor signaling pathway. NCBI's taxonomy places the organism in Eukaryota, Metazoa, Chordata, Actinopteri, Cichliformes, Cichlidae. Gene Ontology annotation, molecular function: G protein-coupled receptor activity. The coding region runs from base 42 to 1688 and encodes 548 amino acids. The transcript is spliced from 15 exons. The record is from RefSeq and is a predicted model, not a curated record. Gene Ontology annotation, cellular component: membrane.
AGCUGUGUUCUGGAUUCUUCUCAGGUGAAAUAAUUUCUACAAUGAGAUCCAAAAAGGGGGAAAUGAAUUCUACAAGGGCAUCUAGCAUCAUUCAAGGGAUAACGUGUUGCAUGCUUUGGUGGCUGUUGUCUUUUGUAUCUCAUGGAAGUUUCUCCUGGAGCUGUGUAUCAGGAGCUUCCUGUGGCAAUUAUUGCAGUUCAGUUUGUAAUGAAACAUUCUCUAGCUGCUGUAUGAAGUAUACAACAAACAUUUUGGAAGAUUCAACCCAAACAAACCCUGCUGACGCCUUGAAGAGCCUAGAACAAAUUCUAGAAGAAACUCCAGUAAAAGGAGUCGUAAAUAUAUCUUCCGGCAAUUUUGUGGCUCUCCUCUUCAAACCCAAUGGUACCUUCAGAGGCCUUGAAAUUUAUGCCAGUGACAAUGAGGCAGGAUUGAGUCAGGUCCCCAAGAGCAGAGUGCAUGUUCAACUACCAAGCGGACUGGAUAUUGGACCAGACAACAAGCUUGUGUUCUCCUUGUUUAAGUUGCCGGAAACAAACAGGACUGAUGCGGGAGUGUUAUAUGAAGUAUAUGAUCAAAGACUGGUUAUCCUGAGUGUGCAGGGCAAGACAAUAUCAGGUCUUCAGGAUCCUGUCAACAUCACCAUAAACUUUAAGGAUAUAAAUAAAACCCAGGAACCCUCCUGUCAGUUCUUUAAUUUUUCAACAAACAAUUUCAGUACGGAUGGCUGCCUCACUCGGUGGACUGAUGGUCAGAGUAACGUCACCUGUUCCUGUAACCAUUUCACAUACUUCGGUGUACUCAUGACGUCUCCUUCUGCUCACGUCUCAAAAAAAGACCUUGAGAUAUUAGCAUACAUUUCUCUGAUUGGCUGUAGCUUUUCUCUUUUUACCCUGGUCAUCACCGUUUUACUUUUCAUCACAAACAGGACACUCAGAGAAGAUCUUUCUAUGAACAUCCACAUCAGUCUUGUCAUUGCCCUGAUACUCCUCAACCUGCACUUCCUGCCCAGUCAGGUAGUGGCAGAACACCCCUCCACUUGGCUCUGUUUCUACAUGGCUCUUGCCCUUCACUACUCCCUGUUGGCCACUUUCACCUGGAUGGCCUUGGAGGGGUUCCACCUCUACCUUCUCUUAGUCAAAAUCUUCAACAUUUCUGUCAGCAGAUACAUUCUCAAACUCAGUCUGGUGGGAUGGGGUGUUCCUGCAGUCAUUGUGUCAAUGGUGAUGAUCAUAGACAGACGCUUUUAUGGCCAUGUCCUUCUAGACAGGUCAAACCAUAAUCACACUAAAAUAUGCUAUAUAUCUAAUGAAAUAGUGAAGGCGGUCACUACUACUGGACUGUUCACCAUGGUGUUCCUCUUUAACAUGACCAUGUUUAUGGUGACACUCAAGCGUGUUUUGAAUGUUGGGUAUAGCAAACAGUUUGGGCAGCUUCACGCUAAAAACGUCAGGCAAAUAGCUUGUCCCCUGCUGGGUGUCAGCGCUCUGCUCGGCAUUACCUGGGGCCUGAUCUUCUUCUCAUUCGGUAACCUGACCAACUUUGCCCUCUACCUCUUCUGUCUCCUGAACUCACUGCAAGGUUUCUUCAUCUUCGUCUGGUUUGUAUAUUCACUGAGAAAGUUUAAAAAAUCAGCUCCUAAGACAACUGAAGCAACAACCCCUAAUAGCAUGAUCAACAGCAAAUAACAAGAGUUCCAGAAGUGUGUCCAUGGAAUUUCACGUUAUUAUUUCGGCUUUAGAUUGUCUGCAUGUAUAACAACUGAUUCUAAAUCAGGGGUGUCAAACUCCUGAAACCUUUCCAUGUGUCCCUGCUGCAACACAUCUGAAUAAAAUUAGUAGGUCAUUCGCAAGACUCUAUAGAACUUGACUGCAUGUUGAGGUGGCAACCCCUAACCCUGCUCAAGUAAACUGAAAUACAUGCAAGUGUUUGGAAUAAUGUACUUCUAAUAGUACUUUUAUUGCACCAUGUUCAUUCACUCGUGAGCUGCUGUAACAUGAAUCAAAUGGCUGAAUUGACACCUCAGCAUG